Molecule: messenger RNA, 1384 nt
Organism: Homarus americanus (American lobster)
Lineage: Eukaryota; Metazoa; Arthropoda; Malacostraca; Decapoda; Nephropidae
Product: transmembrane protein 45B-like
Source: RefSeq, a predicted model, not a curated record
AUGGGGUCGUUCGUCGGCCACGUGGUUCAGGACGUUCUUCGCUCUUCGGCGUCUGGUUCACGUGAAUUCGUUACGGGGUUCGUCGACGGUAAGUUUCACCUCGGUAACGCCCAACACAUGACUAUGUUCUUCUUCUUCGGGCUGAACGGCGCCGUGGACAUGAUCACCCACUACCGCGUACCUCUCCCGCCUGACAUGGAUUUCGUCUCCUCGAUCCUGGCUCUUGGUAUGGAGGCCCUCAUCUUCUUCUACCACCUACACGGCCGGAACCCCAUGGAUAUACAGGUACACAUGCUGCUGGUGUACGUGGUGGUGGCGAGCGCGGUGUCGGUGACCAUGGAGAUGUGCUACAAGACAAACCAUCCUGCCAGCACUGUGCCGCUGUUACUUCACCCUCCUACAGGUGAGGGGGGGAGGCAGCUGAAGGGGGAAGGGAGGAGAGACAGUUUAAGGGGAAAGUCGGCUUAUAACACGUGGUUCUAUCAGAUCGGGUUCAUCUUAUACCCACCAUGGGGGGAGAAGUGGGCAGAGCACGACACUGGCCAGAUGAUGAUCGUCACCCUCUUCACUUGGCACAACGCCACAAUCUUCGUCAUCAUGGUGCUGGCUGGCUUUCUCAUCUACCUGCGAGUUAAAGCACUGCCGCCCUCCGCCCUCUAUCACAGCCUUCACCACCACCUCCCACAGGUCCCGAGCCUCAAGAACUACGAACCUGAUCAUACCAAAAACAUCCUCCAAGACUCCGACGAAGAGGAAGUAUGAGAACUGUUCAGGCGUCGACGUGUAGGGUAGGAGUAGUGAGGUGAAGGGUCGUAUCGUACCUGUGGUGAUCAAUGAACUAAUGUUGUGGUUUUGUAGUAUCAGGGAUAAUUUUGGUCAUAUCUUAAUCAGGGUCAUAUUUCCAUAUGCAAGGAGAUACGCUAAAUGAAGUUAUGUAUCUCCUGUAGAUGUUUAAGUAUUUGCAUUUCAUUAUCGAAUUUAUUGUAUCGUACUUAGUUGUUGUUCAAGGCCUGAUAUAGCGGUAGAGGCCAGCGUGGAGAGGAAGCUCUAUACCACGUGUUUAGUUGUUUCUGUCGACGUUUGUACACUCGUGCCUGACUAUUGAUGUUUAUAUAAACGGCAAUAGAAAACUAGAUAAACAUGAUAGCGUCUCAGAUACGCACACUACACACAAUUUUUUGUGUCAUCCUCGCACCCGUUAACUAGUUAAACUUAUACAUACAUGUAUGUAAAUAAAAAAUGAAAUUUACCCACUGCAAUUGCUUCGUAACUGUGGAGAAAAACUGUUAAUAUCGUCUACAGUACACGGAGCUGUUAACAUGACACCAUAGCGGUAUCACAUACGAUUUAGAAACGAACGGGUUUCCAAAGACAAUUUCUAUCU